Messenger RNA from Cheilinus undulatus (humphead wrasse), 2445 nucleotides. RefSeq names its product kaptin (actin binding protein) (gene kptn). The transcript is spliced from 12 exons. Bases 234 to 1562 code for a protein of 442 amino acids. The record is from RefSeq and is a predicted model, not a curated record. Gene Ontology annotation, molecular function: actin filament binding. NCBI's taxonomy places the organism in Eukaryota, Metazoa, Chordata, Actinopteri, Labriformes, Labridae. Gene Ontology annotation, biological process: negative regulation of TORC1 signaling; actin filament organization; cellular response to amino acid starvation. Gene Ontology annotation, cellular component: KICSTOR complex; lamellipodium; actin cytoskeleton.
CUGAACAUUUUCAGAAUGAGCCAGAGGAAUAACGGAGACUUGAACACUUAGUUAUAGUCACACCAAUGUCAUGAGAAUAGGCAGCUCUACUUUAAAACUAACAAUCUUUAAUACUUGGUUAUUUUAGCCAAUCUGCUGCUGUACUAUAUGAAGCUUUAGCUGCAUUAGCGACCAUGAAACAGUUGAUUCUGGUCUGAUUUAAUCAUAAAAACAGUAGAUUUUGUUCUGUCAGGAUGCUCAGAGAGCUGUACCCCUUCGUGGAGGACAGUUUUAGUCGUUUCCCCUCUCAGAGUAACAUUUAUGGUCUGUGUCAGGCCGGGGAACAUGAGCUGUUGGCGGCUACUCUGAAAGGAAAGGUGGUCUGUUUCAGGUACCAGGAGCUUCAACACAAAACCAGACCUGUGGCUAAAGAGGUUCAGUUCACCUACAUACCAGUUGAUGCUGAAAUUGUUUCGAUUGAUGCCUUUAAUAAGUCUCCACCCAACAGAGGUCUGGUGGUGGGCAUCACAUUUGUAAAGGAUUCUGGUGAUAAGGCCACACCGUUUCUGAAUAUCUACUGUGACUAUGAGCCCGGAUCAGAGUUUAACCUGGAGUCCAUCGCACAGAGCUGCCUCAAUCUGGAGCUGCAGUUCACUCCUUUCCAGCUCUAUCACACAGAAGUUCAGUGUGACGAUGGCGGCAGAGAGACGCUGUUUCUGCUCAGUGGACACGACCAGAGGAUCCACCUUUACAAGGAGAACGCCUCCCUGCACCAGUUUGAGGAGCAGCCGGUGGAGCGACUCUUUCCUGAACUACAGCAACUGCCCAGCAAUGUACUCUGGUUGGAUGUGCUGAGUAUUUCUGGUGGUCGACGCCUCUCUGCAUUUGGCUGUCAGAAUGGCUGCGUUGGAUUGGCUGUGGUCAACCAGACAGGACCAGAGGUUUUGCAGAGUUGGAGGUUCCAGUUUGACAGUCCAAUCUCUUCAGUCCUGCUGUUCCCUCUGAGCUGCCGAAUGGAGCCAGACCAGUCUGAAGGACAGAAAAGUGUGGAGAUAGAGAGCUACAACCUGCUGGUAACCAGUGCCAUAGAGAUGGCUGUGGUCUACAGAGACGUGCAGGAUCGAGGUUUGUCGUGUCCAGUGUGUCUCUCAGAGAGCGAUCAGUGGGACGCUGUGCUCUGUGCUCUGGUCAUCGAUCUGGACUUUGACGGGCAGAAGGAGGUGCUGUUGGGAACAUAUGGGCAGGAGCUUCUGUGUUAUAAAUUCCAGCCAGCAGGGAGCGGAGUAGACGGACAGUUUCAGCUGCAGUGGAGGCGGAGCUUCAAGAGUCCUCUGCUGUCCAUCAUCUACUUAGACCUGACGGGGGACGGGCUGAGAGAGCUGGCCGUCCUCACUCUGAAGGGGCUGCAUAUCCUACAGCACUCCCUCACCUGCACGGCUGAUCUGGUCCUGGAGCGGCUCGCCCGCCGAGUGUCAGCGCUGACAGCCAGCUCUGAUCAGGAUUCAGCUAAAACGCAAGACUGUGAGAAGACAGACGCUGCUGCCACGAUAGAAGGGAGUACAGAUCAGAUGACAUCUAAUUAAGGACAGCGUGUUUGCAUGAGGAAGUCCCAUUGGAACAGAGUGACAGGAUUGUGUUAUUUACAUGUGUGACGUGAAGGAUUGUCUCAGGAUGAACACUUUAAUGUGGCGCUGAUGACAGACACUAAACAGCAACACCCCUCUGCUCUGCCGCUGACCGAAGGUAAAAUUUACUUUACAUGAAGCUCUGAUGAGCUGAAGGUGGAGCUCACUCAUUUCAAGACAAUAAACUUUUGUCCAUACCUGUUUUCUUAAUCGUUGUGUAUUGAUUAUCAGUGUUUUACUGUGGUAAAAGACACACAAUCUUAAUGUUGAAACAAGGCAGAAGAAGAACACAAAAAAGAGAAAAGAACAUCCAGUUUAACCCCCGCCUACAGGCUCAACCUCUGUGUUUUUGCAUCUGUUCAAGCUUCAGUGUCAAAGAAAUAAUUUAGUUUAUUUCAGUUCACUUGCAACUGAAAUUCUUUUUGGAAACUCUUGAUGCCAUGUCCUGUGGAUUACAGAGGAGAGGGACCAUCCAGCUUGAGAUCAGAGCACAGUUCAAAAACCUGCAUCUCUGAUGGUAUGGAUAGGGCCUAUGGUGUAAGCAGCUUGCACAUGGAUAGCUAUGGUGCAUCAUAAGACGAAAAAGCCGGCAAAGAAGACUCUGGAAUUUUGAGCUGCUAGAAUCCAACAUCAGACAAGAACGAGGCAACAUUCCUCUCCCAAAAUUCCGGCAACUGAUCUCACUUCCAAGAUAUUUAUGGACUGUUGUUAAAAGAAGAGUGGAUGCUACACUAUGAUAGAGCAGUGUCCCUUCUUUUUUUGAGAUGUGUUGUUGCCAUCAAAAUCAGAAUGAGCAAAUAGUAAUACUGUUCUGUUGUGAAUAAAAUAUGGGUUUAUGCGA